AUGGAUCUGGACUCAAUACUUCAGGGCCUAUGUGCCGAUAAGAAUGACAUUGGUGUAUUUGGAUCAUCUCUCCAUGAUGAAAACAACUUGGAUAUUGAGAAUAGGGAUCCAUUUGACAGCUGCAAUCAAUUAUUUCAGAAUUUAGGCAAAGGCAUGAAAACCCUACGUACCAGUGUCUGGCACCUUAAAUUAUUUAAGGCUUACCUUAGCAAAAAUAUCACUCCUAGGGGACUAAGGGUGAAAAUACAGCCUUUGGUUGGCCGGAUAGAUGAAGCACUGACAAAGGAUUGGUGUGAAGCACAACAGAAAGCUUCUUUAUCUUUUGUACAUAUUCUAGCAAAUUAUUAUGAGCGUAUGACUGAUGAAAAUGUUGGUGAAGUUAAGCUAUUUUAUAAUUUGAAAACAUUUGAAGGACUACUUGCUUACAUUAAUUGCCUUAACAAAUUGACCAAGGAUCUAUUAGCCUUUGAAAAACAAAUCAAAGACAAGAAAAUACGCAAAUUUAAUAGGGAUGUUUCGGAUUAUCAGAGGGUGAAGAAUGUGAAAAUAGAUGAUUCCAUGUGGUUGGUUACAGCAGAUAUUGCUUCAUUAUAUACAGUCAUGCCAAAUGUAGAAGGGUUGGAAAUGGAAACACCUUGCUUGGAGCUUGAGUUCGCCUGGUUGAGCCAUGCUGUAAAGUUCCCAGAUGCCACCCAGGUAGAAGAGCAUGCCAACUGGAGUAUGUCCCGAGAGCUGGGCUUCACCUAUUGUUUUGUGGGGCUGAGCAAUCGUCUGGCAAGAGAUAGCAGCGUCAUGGAGAAUGAGAUUGAGCAGUUGCGAAGCAUUUCCAGUCGGGACCCAUUGUCUGAGAUCACUGAGCAGGAAAAAGAUUUUCUGUGGAGGCACAGGCAUUAUUGUGUGAAUAUUCCUGAGACCCUGCCUAAGCUGCUACUAUCAGUGAAGUGGAAUUCCCGGGAUGAAGUUGCACAGAUGUACUGCUUGCUGAAAGACUGGCCCCUGAUUAAACCUGAGCUAGCACUGGAAUUACUGGACUGUAACUUCCCAGAUCCAGUUAUCCGGGAAUUUGCCCUGAAGUGCUUGGUCAAGGGCCUGACUGAUGAUCGCCUGUCUCAGUACCUCAUACAACUUGUCCAGGUGUUGAAGUAUGAGCAGUACCUGGACAACCCAUUAGCACGGUUUCUAAUCAAGAAGGCUCUGACCAAUCAGCGGAUAGGACACUUUUUCUUUUGGCAUCUGAAGUCUGAAAUGCACAGCAAGACUGUGAGUCAGCGCUUUGGCCUGAUGCUGGAAGCCUUCUGCAGGGGCUGUGGGAUGUAUCUGAAGCAUCUAAACAGGCAGGUGGAAGCCAUGGAUAAACUAAUCAACUUAACUGAUAGUCUCAAGCAGGAGAAGAAGGAUGAGACUCAGAAGAUGCAGAUGAGGUUUCUGGUGGAACAGAUGAGCCGUCCAGAUUAUAUAGAGGCUCUGCAAGGUUUUGUCUGUCCCUUGAACCCAGUCCAUCAGCUUGGCAAUCUCAGGCUGGAUGAGUGUCGUAUUAUGUCUUCAGCCAAAAGACCUCUCUGGUUAAAUUGGGAGAACCCUGAUAUAAUGGCAGAACUCCUGUUUGCUAACCAUGAAAUCAUCUUCAAAAAUGGAGACGAUCUCCGUCAAGACAUGCUAACACUGCAAAUCAUUCGUAUUAUGGAGAACAUAUGGCAGCAUCAAGGGCUGGACCUCAGGAUGCUGCCAUAUGGUUGUUUGUCAAUAGGAGACUGUGUGGGGCUGAUUGAAGUGGUGAAGAACUCCCGUACCAUUAUGCAGAUACAGUGUAAAGGUGGCCUGAAAGGAGCACUGCAAUUUAACAGUAAUGCUCUACACCACUGGCUGAAGGACAAAAACAGGGGAGAAACUUAUGAUGCAGCCAUUGAUCUCUUCACCCGUUCUUGUGCUGGAUAUUGUGUUGCUACCUUUAUCCUUGGCAUUGGGGAUCGGCACAAUAGCAACAUCAUGGUGAAAGACGACGGACAGCUGUUCCACAUUGAUUUUGGCCAUUUUUUGGACCACAAGAAAAAAAAGUUUGGAUACAAACGUGAGCGAGUCCCAUUUGUCUUGACCCAGGAUUUCUUAAUUGUUAUUAGUAAAGGGAUUCAAGAAUGUACCAAAACUAGGGAGUUUGACAGGUUUCAAGAGAUGUGUUACAAAGCUUAUCUUGCAAUCCGUCAACAUGCCAACCUAUUUAUUAACCUUUUCUCCAUGAUGUUGGGUUCAGGAAUGCCAGAGCUACAAUCUUUUGAUGAUAUUGCCUACCUGCGCAAGACACUUGCCCUAGACAAGACUGAGCAAGAAGCUCUGGAGUAUUUCAGCAAACAAAUGAAUGAUGCACAUCAUGGCGGGUGGACCACUAAAAUGGACUGGAUUUUUCACACCAUUCGGCACAUGCCUCUUACAGAAGCCAGUCAUGAUUAAUAUAUGCAGUUGGCUUGAAGAUUAUAUAUACAGAUGGAAUGCCUUGUGGCCAGCCUAAACCUAAAAAAGGGUGAGAGCACUGGACCUGCUUUUCACCUGUUUUGCACAAAAUGGCUUAGGAAAACUGAUUUUUAAAACAACAUCUGGAUCAAAAGUGUUGUGAAAAAAAUAGCCUGGGUAGGCCGUAGUAGUCUUCUGAGAGGGUGCCGAGUUAGAACUGAAAAGCCAGUGCUAAGCUUGUUUAGUUUGAACUCUCUGUUAUGGAAAUUAAGUCUUUGACUCGCAAGGAUGGAAGUAGUUGAUGUUAUGGACAGUAUGGCUGACUGCUGGUAAAGUCAGCUUUCUGUCCACAUGACUGCAGAAAAGCUGCUGCUAUGGCUGCCUGUAGUAGUGAAAAUAAGAGGCUUGAAGUAGAGACUGACAAUGUGUGUGUAUGUAUAACAUUUUCUUAGUGUGUUAUAAAAAAUGGGAAGCUGAGGGGGAUUGUAUUUGUGUGUGUUUUGGAAAGUACUAUAGGCCCAGCACCUUAGUGGAAUUCUCACCAGUGUAUGGUGCAAAAAACGGCUGCUCAUUUACCAAAAAUUAUUAGACUUUUCUGUCAGGGUCUGAAUUUCCAUGGCUGCAGUACUGCUUACCUUUGAAAUUUCCACAUUUUAAUAUGGGAUUUUAUAAUACAGUUGAGAUAGAAUGGUAGAAAAUUAUGUCAGAAGUGUGAAGUCAAGUUCAGAGUAGAUUAGAUUUUUUUGUUUGUUUUGUUUUUGUUUUAUAAGUACAGUAUGAAAGGCCAAGGGACUGUGAGAGAUUUCUUUGGCAUAUUUUUAUUCUGAAGAAUCCAAACUGGUUAGGCUGUUUUAGGAGGUGGGUGGCAUCUUUAUGGAAGAAUGGGACUUUACAGCAUCUUGUAGUUGCUGACAUUUUGGUGGUUUAGCUUGCUACUUUAAUAACGUGUAUACGUCUUCUGAAUCUGGCUGAUGCUACAUUGACCACUGAAAUUUGGUAUCUUGUAUUGCAACUGCUUUAAGAAAGAUGGCUGUCUAAGAGGCAGUGGGGUUUUAAUACAAACGCUCAAUCUUUUCUGCUGCAAAAACAAAGAUGUUUGCCAUUUUUAUUUUACCUUUUUGCUUUUAAUGAGCUUAGCCCAAUUGCAUUUAGUUAAGUUGCAGCUUGCACCUUGGCAGGACUUCCAGGUGAUGUAAAUAAAGGCAUAAGAUGUCUGUUUUAGUUGGUAACAGUAGGAAUUAUUAGGAUUCCACUGAACAUGAGUAAACUUGGAUAUGAGCUGUAUUGUAAAUGCACACCAUUUAUUUCCACCUUUGGGCAGUCAAGUACAAGCUAAUGGUUAUGUCUGCCCUUCAUUCUCCUGUUUAGAGAAGGCAAGCCAAGAACAAUUCAUGCCAGGGUGAGUUGGUAAUGCUGGAGUUGAACUUCUUUGCAUUUCCUGUUUCACAUAGCCUCGGGCCAGCAAGCAAGCACUUCAGAAUAGUGAGAAGAUGCUACCUACCCUUGAAAAGGAGUAUUAAACUCUAGCUUAAUUUCUCUUGAAAAGUUUAUCAUUUCACACUGACUUGGUUGUAGUCAGUUACAGCAAGGGCUGUUGCUGUAGCCAUUGGUUUGGUUUUGGUCUGUCAGGGUCCCUCUGUAGUUGAUCAUUGGAUUUACUUUCUGAUAGCUGCAGCUUGCAAAAUUCUUGUAAUGGCUGUAGCUACUGUGCUUGUGGGUGCAUGUAUCACCUGCUGGUGCAUGCAGUGACCUCAUAUGCUAACCAGAAGAAUGUGCAGCGCCCAUAUGUUUCCUAGUUAUAUCCCUUGUCUUAUUUCUGCCUGUAACACAGCUGACACUUUGAUUUUAACUCGCCCAAGAAUGUUGUCUCCUUUUAUGACUAAAACCUAACAAGCACUCUAAGUGUUCUUAUGGUUGGCACAUCACUAUUCACUACUGGUGCUGGCACUGGCUUAGUUUCUUGAGAAUUGAUUGCACCAUUACAGAAAGUGCCAGUUUCAUCAUAGCUGCUAAAAAUGGCAUACAAGUGAGCUGCAGCUGUUUCACAUCUGUAAGAGGAUGUUGAUGGAGAACUGUCAAUGCAGGGUUCAGCAGGUGUUUCCCUGGCAUGACCCCAGCUAUAGGCCAGAGUGGAGACAGAAGGUAAGAGAUGAGGCUGGAGAUUGGUCAAAACUUCCCUGUUAACCCUGCUGAAAAGUGAUCUCCCAACUGCCUGCGUAGUGCAGUUUCCCUUGAUUAAUGAGCAAUUAAGUUUGUGCUGUUUGUUAGUGGAUGAUUUUUGAUGGGAUCUAGAGUGGCACCUCUUAGUCUUCCACCUUUGAGAUGAGUCCUAAGAUUGUUUCAACCUUAUGGUGCUGGCCAGUAACCACGGAGCUCAUAUGGUGUGGGCCUUAGAAUCCCAUAGUCUUUUUUGUGGUUCAACUCUGAUGGGAGAGUUUACUCCACAAUGUUCUUACAAGCCAGAUUAGGCUCUCUCUCCUGGUUUGAGGAGAUUCUUUUAAUUACAAUGACCAUUGAGCCAUGGUUGCAAACGCUUGUAGGAUAUCAAUGUCUGCUUCAUAUUUGCAUGUCAUGGAGCUGUUGUACUGUCACCAAAUGCUCUGUGAACAGGUAUAGACACAUGCUGUUCAAAGAAGCCUUAGAGCUUGUUUUCUUUUCUGUUUCCUCUAUUUUAUUGUUCUGAAUGGGGCAAAAGUAUUCCAUCCCUUUCUACGUUUCACUGACUUCACUAAUCUUAUGCAGAAUAUCAUACUGCAUGUAGUGACUGGAUUGUGCCUGUACUUGCCACAAGACACUCGGAACAUCUGUAGGAAUACGUGAUGUGGUCUGGUGCCUCGGUGUCUGAGAUCUGCACAGGAAGUAUGGGAUGUUGCCUUUCAUUCUACACACUGCAGCCAGGGUGUACCCAGAGCUCUGUUAUGCAUAUCCAAUCUUGAGAAAAGACUCAUAGAAUUUCCCUGUUUGGAUGAGUGGCUCCUCUUGAUCCUGUCACUUACCAGGGCAGCUGGCUGCAAAAUUGUUCCAUGCUUAAGUGCUUCUAUGUUUGCAGGCCCAAGUCAUUUCUGACUUUAGCUCAAAAGAAUUCCUUUCAUGGGGGUGGAAUUGUGUACUCUUCACUACUGGUCAUUGCUACUCACAGAGAGAGCCUAGGGGGAUCAUGGCCCUUACUCUGCCAGAUGAGUCUACAGAAGAUGGAUGGACCGACAUGAUCUUGGGUGCCUCUUGGGGGCCAUAAUGAUAAUGACUUUUAUAGUCCCAUUCUGUCAUUUGUUUAUAGAUGCUUAAGUGACCACAUAGGUGCCAGUGACUGUAGAAUCAUCAUGCAGUGUCAACCCUACAUCAUCAGGCAUUAGAAAAGUGAAUUAGUGACGGGGGUUAGCCUUUUUCAUUCUGAUGUCAUGACAGACUCCAAUGAAGGAUGCUUCAGUUUAGGGUUGGAAAAAACACAUGAACUCCUUUCUAGUAUAAGGCUGUUGGAGCUCUGUUGGAUACAGAUUUUUGAUCAGCCUGAUUGAGCUAAGGGAGGUCUUUUUGCAUUUAUAACAUUAUUAAACUUGCUGUGUGGUGGCUAGUAUCAGCUGUCACCUGAUGCUUCACUUCCCACCAGUUUUCAUACUCCUGUCAUGUCAUCCUUCUAGAUAAGGGGCUGUAGUCCUCCCAUCUGACCUAGCAGUUUGGCUUGUAAGAAGCUUUGGAAGGCAGAGAGAGUAGAGGGGAGUUCACAGCAUCAUCAUGGCUAUGUGUAGGUUUGUUGGUUUUUUGGGGGUUCAUGUCCUCUCCACCUCCAUUCUGGUAAUGCUUCUUGGUAGGCUUACAUGUGACUGUUACAAGACAGGCAUCCCAACCUUGAUGUUGACAUGCUCCUCCAUGCCUAUCUUUUAUAUCAGUAGCAGCAUUACCCAUUGAGACUAUGAUGUUAGGUGUACCCCAGUACACCUCACAACCCGCCAAAUAGAGGCAAGCAGGACUACACCUUUUAAGUUUCAUCCACAUUCCCAGUUGGUGCCUUCAACACUUGGGCAGCUAGGCUAACCCAGGUGUGUAGGUGAUAGUCAGUGCUUCACCUCCUUGCCCCUUCGAUCUUGGUAAGAUAAAGGUACAUUUGCUUGCCUUUCAAGCAACAGAAGGAAAGUUGAAGUCAGAUGCCAUUCUGGCACCCAGGCAAGGCAGUGAUGUAUAUAGCACAUGAGAAGUGGGUGCAGGAAGGAGAUGUGUGUCUAGCAGUGAGCAGUAGAUCUGGAUAUCACUUUGAAAUCUUAGGGAAGAUGUACAUGCUGUCAGCUCCAACCCCUCUGAGGAACUUCUGGACCUGAUAUUAAAAAAAUGGCUGUGUGAAUGAGGUCAUACAGGAGUGGGGCACACCACAAACUGCCAUGGUGGUAUAUGAAGGUAGUGAAGAACUUGUACUGCAUGCAUUCACCAUCGUCUGGCAUGGAAGAUCCAAGUACUGCUUUCUACCACUUCCCCUGGCUUCAGACCUUCUAGCAAACAUAGAAAGACCAACAUCUAUUCCUUCUACUCCAUGGUGGCUAAAAAGUGUGUGUUAAUCUCUUAGAAGCUUGGCAUUUUGGGAAACCACCCCAUUACAGGCCAUAGGAGCCUACUGUAGGUCAAAGAAGCCUCCCCUUCAUUAGACCCUUUCAUUUCUUUGGACAUGCCCUCAGAUGUUUUGUAAGUGAUUGAGGCCAACAGGAGGCCUUCAGUUUAGCAGACCUAUGCUGCUAAGUGGGAGAGGUUAUUUAUUUGGUGAAGUGUUCCAGUCCUGCAUCAUUGAGUUCACAUGUGUUUCUCCCCUACCUCAUACAGUUUUAUACUGUGAGCUGUAGUGUUCUACUAUCAAGGUACAUGUGUCCACUGUUUAUGUGCUGUCUGACCUGUUGGACAGCAUAAACAGCACAGCACAGAGUUGGUAAGUAGUUCUUGAUCAAGGCUCUUUAUAUCCUUCUUGGAAUUUGAACUUUAUGAAUAACAGACAUAUCCUCCACUCAAGGAUUUCAGAGCAGCAGAUCAAAUGUGGUCUUUCAGAAAGGUGGAAUAUGCCACAUUUCUUGCAGAAGUGAUUUCUCAGCUGUACUUUGAUAAAUCCAUUCAUAUCCUUGGGCUCUUUCUAAGAGCACAAUCUGGGGGAUGGGGGUUUCUGAUACCACUGAAGUGCACUGGCAGUUCAGCUUCUACUUGAGAAGGCAGCAUGAUUUCAGGAAGACAAGUGAGUUGUUUUCUGCUUACCUCUGGUAAAGAGUGGCUGGGUUUGGCUUAGGAAGUCACACCCAUGUGUGCUGGUAAUUGCAUCAUCUUUUGCGAUCAUGUAGAUAACCACCCUUGAUUAAUGUUGUUCUAAAGGAUCCAUUCACUAGAGGAAUGUUUGCUUCUGUUGCUUUUUUUUUCAGAAAUGUGUCUAUUGUGUACAUUUGUGCCAUGGCCACUUAGUCAAUUUUUUACACUUUCACCAAGCACUACAUUUUCAGGCAUUGUGCUUCAAGACCAUGUGAGCUUCUCUUCUGUCUUUUAGUCUGUUCCUGACACGUGCCAUCAUGAAGACAUUUUGUGGGUUACUGUUUGAUCCUUUUCAGGGAUGAUCCACUGCACCAGGUGCCUGAUACUGGAUAUAACAAAUAUGUAAUCAGUAUGUCAUUUAAUCUGUGGGCAAGUUUACCUGCAGUGGAUACUUCUGCUGUUCCUGUGUCAGAUGGUCCCUUCAUCUCCCCCAAUGAAUGCAGUCACUUGCAAGUCAAAACAGGUAGCUGCAGUCCUCUUUUAUUCAUUAGUGUAUAAUGAUUAAACUGGAAAUAAAUGGGGGUUUGGCAUGCCCUCAGACCUGGUGCCUGACAUCAUCGCGUGCAUGGUUUGGCAGCACAUACACAAUAUUUGCUCAGUAGCUGUAGGUUAUAAGAGUUUUUCUGAGUUGAGGAUCUCUCUUCUCACAGAUAAACUGACAUUUUGAAAGUGUAUCUGUGAUUUCCACCUACACCUCUUCUACAGGAUGAUGCUAAGAGGCCACUUCUGUAGUUCAAUGGCAGAGUUAGUUGCCUGCUGCAUUAGAACAAAAUGACAGAACAGUACAGCACGUAGUCAUGAUUUUACCUGGAACCCCUCCACCCCCCAAGCAAAAAAGGGGUUUGUCCAUCUGGACUACCUGGUUAAGGUUAACUUCUGAAUUAAAAACAGAGGUAUGGCUUGACAAAAGAGAUGCUGGUCAUCUGAAAUACAAAGAAGUGUGAUAAGUUUCAGAAGUUUCAUAACACCUGCCAUGUAAUAGCUACUGCAACAGUGUAUGAACUGCAAACUGAUUAGCAGAUUGUUAAAUUGCAUGUGGACCCUAAAUUGACAAUAGAAAAAUCUGCUGCUGAAUUUUAUUGCAAACUCAUACUGGCAGAUCUUUCAGUUUAUUAGUUUGCUCUGGCUUCUCCAUCCAUAUACAUUUUUAGCAUGCAGCUGUGAUAGGCUAUCUUUGUUAUACGCCACAGAGUACUUUGUUCCUUAAAGAAUUAUCCAAAGUAUGUGUAUGCUGUGAUAGACUCGUGGAUAUUUUUCUAAAGAUUUCUUAUUUCAGUAAACUGGAAUUGAACUAAGCGUUGUGCUCCCAAGCUCUCAGAAUCUUUUAUGCUUAUUCUAGUAAUUUUAGUAUGUCCUGGCUUUCCAUCAGGGCAUUUAAGACUGAGUGAUGCAGGUGUGUUUGGCAUAAGCAGCCAAUAUAUUUUAAAGAAAACCUGAGCCAUGGACUGUUAUCCUGACAAAGAUGAACUGGACAAUUUUGAGAAAAUAUUGAUGUUGAAUUUGUCUACCCAUUUUUUCAUGAAAAAGGGAAAAUACUUGAAAAAAUCUAAUGUGUUUUAUGCAUUAUGAAUCUUGAUCUGUAAUGAUUUUUAUAUGUCAAACUUUGAUGUUUAAUUUUUUUUUGUAUGAUGAAAAAGAUGUGCCAUUUUAUAUGUCUAGCUUGUAUGUAGUUUGUGAAUUGCCAUAUGGUUGCACAUCUGUUGUAUUGAAAUGCAGCCAGAUAUGACUUCAUCCCUUGAAGGAACUGAAGUAUUUUUAGUAGGAAAUACCAGCAAGUUAAAUUAUAAUUUUAAAGGAAUUACUAUAAAAUAGAAGGAUGUAGCUAGCUAACAAGAUUAAUCGCCAAGUGUUUUAGUUUGCUAUAAGAGAAAAUGGCAUCUUUUCUUAAGUCAUCUCAGCACUUUACUUUUUGCAGAGAAGGCAGGAUCAUAAUCGUUUUGCCUAACUAUGCAGCUCUUACUUGUGCACUAAAAACACUGCAGUAUCUACAAGAAUAAGCACUGAGACUUCGAAUUAUCAUUCCAUUUAUAAAUGCUGGCACUGUGUACAGUGAAUGAGUCAUUUUCAGAUUAAGUCUUGUUUCAACCAAACCCGGUUGGAUAUAUCCAGUUCAGUGAAUAGGCAUUUUGUUGAAGUUUUUUAACUUGCUACAGGAGUUUGAAACCCUAUGGUUAUAUUAGUUAAGAAGGGGCAUGAAUGCGAAUCAAGUUUAUCCAGUCAAACUUUGCUGAAGCAAGGCCCAGUCAUAUAAGCACUAACUUAUAGAAUGCAUGUACCAUUGUAAUGAUAGGGCAGGAUGUUAUCUUUCCAGCAAGGAGCUUCGUAUGAAGUAGGUAUUCUAAAUGAGGUGCCAGUGUGCAUGGUUUCCAAUUUGUUAGGAUGAUAUCUUUGCUGGACAAAUUCAAUCCCGUUAGAAGAUAUUUCGGAUUGCACUCAAAACUAUCUUGUAUGUAAUUAAAACAUGCUCUUGUAUAUAGAUCCAGCAUACCAUCUAUGAAGAGCAGUUUAUAUUUCAUAUAGAACAAGGUGUUUAACAUAUUUGAUGCAGUAGUUAGUAACAUAGAACUGUCAGUGUCAUGCCUAGAAAACUGAAUGCUAUCAAGUCUCUGUGCAAGAAUUACUCUUUUAUACUUAUUUGUAUUCAUGUUAAUAAAGAACAUCUUUGAUAAAAA
Messenger RNA from Protopterus annectens (West African lungfish), 10391 nucleotides. Its product is annotated as phosphatidylinositol 4,5-bisphosphate 3-kinase catalytic subunit alpha isoform-like. The record is from RefSeq and is a predicted model, not a curated record. Gene Ontology annotation, molecular function: 1-phosphatidylinositol-3-kinase activity; 1-phosphatidylinositol-4-phosphate 3-kinase activity. The transcript is spliced from 15 exons. Bases 1 to 2445 code for a protein of 814 amino acids. Gene Ontology annotation, biological process: phosphatidylinositol-3-phosphate biosynthetic process; phosphatidylinositol-mediated signaling; phosphatidylinositol 3-kinase/protein kinase B signal transduction. Gene Ontology annotation, cellular component: cytoplasm; plasma membrane; phosphatidylinositol 3-kinase complex, class IA. Lineage: Eukaryota; Metazoa; Chordata; Ceratodontiformes; Protopteridae.